Molecule: messenger RNA, 4842 nt
Organism: Fusarium proliferatum ET1
Lineage: Eukaryota; Fungi; Ascomycota; Sordariomycetes; Hypocreales; Nectriaceae
Exons: 5
Coding region: 1-4842 (1613 amino acids)
Molecular function (GO): protein binding
Source: RefSeq, a predicted model, not a curated record
AUGCCCACUCCCACUCGCUGGCAUGGUGUAAUGGAUAAGCCAGCGAUUGGUGCCCUCACUUGCUUGACCAUCGGUCAGCAAGCAGAUUGGGUGGUACAAAGCCCAUAUCACAUGCAGGCAAAAAUAGUCCGAGAUUCUGACGGAUCAUCAUCACGGUCACGGACACCUGAACCCGGGUCAGCCAGUCUACGGUCGUCAGCUUCAUCGCUUGGCAGGAGGUUCACAAACCUUCUCCCUAUAAGUCACAAAUCGACAAGACAAGUCGCUGAAAGGGCUAAAAAUGAGUUUGGCCUUAAUACGGUCUACCAACCUCCCGAAUCUUCUAAUGUGAUCGCCGACUUGGUCUUCGUGCAUGGCCUAGGUGGCGGCUCCAGUACUACAUGGUGCAUUCAUGGGGAUCCAGAGAGUUUCUGGCCCAAGGAGUGGCUUCCCAAGGAUCCUGACUUUGAUGGUGUCAGGGUGCGCAGCUUUGGGUACAAUGCAAACUGGUCAACGCGAGCAAAGACGCCUCUCGACGUUCGUUCUUUUGGGCAAUCCCUUGUCGAGGAACUCAUCAGUGACCCUAUGAUCAAGUCUUCAGACACGCCAAUAGUCCUUCUUGGGCACAGCAUGGGCGGUUUGGUCAUUAAACAGGCAUGCAUCCUAUCAAAGACAAACCGGGACUUCGCACAACUCGCGCAGAGGUUCCACUCGUUCUACUUUCUUCGUACACCGCAUCGUGGAGCAAACCUCGCAAAGUUCCUGGGUAACCUCAUUCGUAUCUCUGGUAAGGGCCGCAAGCCUUACAUUCAGGGGCUAGAGUCUCAGUCUGAGAUCAUCCGGAGCCUUAAUGAUAGCUUUCGUGUGCAUUACGCCGGAAUUUGUUUGCACAGUUUCUACGAAUCCCAACCAACACCCCCGGUUGGGUUGAUUGUAGAUAUGGAAUCGGCUACACUAGAAUAUGCAGAAGAACGCCCUCAACUUUUAAACGCUAACCACAAAAAUCUAAUCAAGUUUCGAGAUAUUACAGAUACUAAGUACAGGUCUCUCAGAAACCGCCUUGCCGCCACUAUGGAACAGAUUCGAGCCAACACAAUUACUAUUGACAAGGCAGAGAGCCCUGGGGUGAAAGAUCAAAAAGGAAAAUUGCCAAUUCUCUCGCCUAAUCCGAACAACAGGACUCUGCCAGAGCCGCUUUUGUUGUAUCACAGUACACCAGAUGAUGAGCAGCUGAAAGCCAUCUAUAGAUACUUAUCUAUUGACUACGGCCCGGAAGACGCUCUCCUAUCCUUGGAUGAUACCAGACUAGAAGGCUCCUGCUCAUGGCUUCCCGCAAAGCCUUCUUAUCAGGAAUGGCUUCGCGCUCCAGCUCCCCGGUAUUUCUAUCUCAAAGGGGCACCUGCAUCUGGCAAGUCGAUUAUGUCGAGUUACGUUAUCAGAUGCCUAAAGCAAGACGAGAGGCCAACUUGUUACUACUUCUUCAAAGCCGGAGAGAAAACAGCUCCUAACCUAAGCAUCUUCCUCCGUUCAAUGGCAUAUCAGAUGGCGACGGUAAACCCUACGAUUCGAGAGGCGCUUUUUUAUUUGGCACUGCAAGGUCCAUCAGUAGACAUUCGCAACAUCAAAUCUAUCUGGUACAAUAUUUUCACAAGUUGCAUUUUCCACAAGGCACUUACCAGACCGCACUUCUGGGUCAUAGAUGCUCUGGAUGAAGCGACUCAAACCAGCAAUGCCGAAGAUUACUUCCUUCUACUACUCAAGAUUGAUGAUGAGAUCCCUCUCAAAGUCUUUGUGACCAGCAUACCAACUCAGGAACUGGACCAUUCUUUUACGCAGCUUCCAACAAUUAUUCAGCUCAUAACUCCCGAUGACUCCAUGCGCGAUAUCCAGCUAUACGUCAAUACCUGGUCUGCCAAUCUCCCAGUGGACGAGGUUGACGAUCGCAACAGACUCGUAGACAAGAUUGUUCGCAUGUCGGGAGGUAGCUUUCUGUGGACUGUUUUGAUCAUGAAAAAGCUUCGCCACGUCUUGGCCGUUGAGGAGAUACAUGAUGUCUUGAACGAGGUACCCCAGAGGAUGAAUGAGCUGUACCAGCAUAACAUCGAGAUCAUGGAGAAUUCGCCAUCGAAGAAGAAAGGAACUGUUAAGCACAUCAUCAUAUGGGCCAUCUGCGCUGUCCAACCUUUGACCGUUGACCAGAUGAGGGAAGCCAUUAAACUCAGCCAGAACAUCACACUUUCACUGAAUCUUCGAACAAGCCUCCAGUCAAUAUGUGGUCAAUUCCUUGAUGUCGAUAAACAUUCACGGAUCCAGGUCGUUCACGAAACAGCGCGAGCAUUCCUGACAGACCAUACUCUUGACUCAGAGUUUCGGGUAGAUUAUUCCGAAGGUCACGGGAUCAUCGCAGCUUCUUGUCUCGAAUAUCUACUUGGGGAUGAGAUGAAAAUAGUGACACAAUUUGGUACCAACCUAGUAAACGACCCCGCAUCUAUCCAUACACUGAUCCCGCCAUUCUGCCCUCGCGAUUCGGCCAUCCACCAGACUUUUGGAUAUGCAGAAGACGGGAUAAAACUUGUUGGCGCGUGGAACUCUGGUUGGGAUGAUAGAGUAUGCUCCAUCUCGUUCCAUGAGACCUACACAAGAGAGGUUGCAGCACGCGAUCAUCGCUUUGCUGUGGGCCUUGCAGAUGGUCUACUCAAGAUAUACAGUAACUCGACAUGCCAAGAGCUCUUUACUCUUGAUCACGCCGAAUCACUGUCAGUUCUCGACUUUGGACACACUGCCAAGUAUGUUGCCUCGGCGGGCUUGCGGCGUGUCAGACUUUGGGAUGCAAAUACUGGCAAAGAAAUAUUCAAUGUCAGCACAGACUCUCAAACACUGGCAGUUGCGUUGAAUGAAACUGAAACGUCCCUCAUUGUUGCCUCAAGGGACCGAUCUCUUGCCAAGUACCAAAUCCCAGAUGGUACAUGUUUCUACAAGGAGCAAUGGAUGGACACAUUUAUCGAAUCUAAAAACGUGGGGUUUCCACCGUCUCCGAGCGCCGUUCGUAUAUCAAUCGAAUUACAAGUUAUGGCCGUUGUUUGCAGAAGCCAACCAGUGCAGUUAUGGUCGCUUGAUAGCGAAAGACCUGUUGGUGCUUGCAUACGUCCAACAGCGCACAAAAACUCAAACGCUCGACAUAUCGUCCAUUCAGCCGUUUUCAACCCCAGCUCCUCCAAUCCUGGCUUGUUGGUGUCCUAUUGGGAUGAUGUGCUCGAAGUGUACGACGUUAGAACAUGCAGAACCCUCGCAUCCACAUCAGCAGGUCUAGACAGGAUAGCUAUUGCUCCCAAUGGAAAGACGAUUGCAGGUAGUGAUGGAACAGGUGGAAUCAAGAUCUUCGACUUUGAAACGCUACAGUUCUUGCACAGAAUACAGGUUCAAGGCGACCCGGUGACAUCGCUUGUGUUCGGGACUGAUGGCCUCCGAAUUAUUGACGUUAGAGGUACACACGCCAACGUCUGGGAACCACUAGUCCUCGUGAGUCAGGACUCUGAUUCCCGCUCGAGUGAGCCUAGUGAGUCAGUUCAUCAUAUAGUUGACGACAUAGGCGUUUCUGUUGUCAACGAGUCGGCAGCAAUCACCGCUUUGCAGUGCUGUGAGGAGAGUGGUAUAGCCUUCUGUGGACGGAACAAUGGAAGUGUUGAUACGUGCAACCUCGAUGAUCCCGAAAAGACAAUGCGCAGUCUUUACAGCCAUCGCGGUAGUUUCACAAGUGUGACUUGCAUUGGGUGGGCUUGUAAACCGCGGAUUGCUGCUAGUGCAGACUCAUCAGGCAGGUUUCGUAUCAUGCAGAUUACGACAGGUGCGCGCAGAGAAUGGGGUGCAGAAAUGUUGACCGAAGGCCAGUUGGACCCAGGUCAUAUCGUUAGUCAGGUCCUUGUUCACCCGGAAGGAUUGUAUCUGCUAGUUUCGUCCUCAGAAGUGGACUCAGUCUGGUGUGUGAGGUCCAAAGAGAGGGUUGCGAGUUUGACAAGUCGAAACCGAGUAACUUGGAAGUGGUUUGUGCGGCCAUCGAGUCCUCCUCAACUGCUUCUCUUCGAGGAUAGGAUGAUGAAGCUCUAUAACUGGGCCGAUCUCAGCGAGCUCGCUUCAGCUGAAGCUCGCAUCAUCCCCACUAUAUUGGGCAGAAGGGACUCGGGGCCUGGGGCUCUCAACGAUGCGGACGCGAUUUCCAUCUCCAGUGAAGGCGACGACUUGGUGUUCGUUGAGAAGCUGCAGCCAACCCAUAAGGAUUUACAGAUCAUGCCCAGUCUUUCUCAAAGCAAUACCAAGAUCCAUGUCUUUGAUCUCUCCUUUCUCGAAGCACAUGCAACACUUUCUUCGAGGACGCCUGCCCAUUUCAGCUCAACGGCGAGUACACGAUCUUCCUCUGCUCCCCCUCGACGUAUUCAGUCUCUUUCACAUCAUUCUCCACCCCCACAACUCCACAACCCAUUCUCUACAACCCCACUCGAAAAUCCACCAAAUGUCCCCCCAUUUCAUGCCGCCAGCAGCUUAUCUUCGGCACAUCGCCGCUCUUCAGUCAGGAAUGUGGCUGAUGUCCCCAACGUUGAGAGAGUUGUUGGAACAGUGAAAAGAUUUAACUCAUGGUUCUUGAUCUUUAUUUCUCGAGAAGGCUGGGUUUGCUCUGUAGAGCUUGGGGGCAGCAAAGUUCUUGAUACAUUCGAGAAGCACUUUUUCGUUCCCACUGUCUGGCGGACUGCAAAUUCAACCCUUAUCACCAAGGUUCGCCGAAAUCAGGAUAUUAUUUUUAUCCAUCAAGAUGGCGUGAUUGUUAUCAAAAACGGUUUAGAUAAUGGGCGACAUGUUUCAUUUUCUUAG